UUUAGACUUCAUGGCAAUCGUCUAGUUCUAGUUCUAGUCUACUCUGUAUAUGUAACAAUGAUAUAUCCUUAUGUACGUGUUGAUAUCAUCUGUACCAUCCACUCUGUAGUCAACAUUUGAUGUGGCUGUUGUUUCAUUGCAUGCAUGCAUAUUAACAUUGUUGCAUCUCUUCACUUGGGGGCUGAUCCUGAACCAUUUGACAAGAACGCCGAAGGGUUAUCCAGUUGAAUUGCGUUCGGCGGGUACACCGGCUCAAAUCUGCCCUGCCUUUGCGCUGGGUUGGGUUGAGGCUGAAUAAAUGCCAACAGCCGCCGACGCCAUUUAUGCUUGAUUCUUAGCUUGGAGGACGGGUGGUUUUCACCACCGCUGGUUCUUGGCUUCUGAGCUAAACCCAGCCCUGUAACAUCCCCUGCCUGUGGCGAAGAGGCGCUCUUGAAGAACUCUACGUUUCUUCAGUAUAAAUGCCGGAGAGCUUCGUUUCUACCGGCGCAGGGUGGUGCCGUAUCAAUAAUUUCUUAUCCACGAAAUACGCCUGAAACUAGUUAGUCCCCGCAAGUUACCAUGCAGAGAAGAGUAUCUCACAACAAGUCGCGCAGAGGGUGCCUGAAUUGCAAGAAGAGGCAUGUAAAGUGUGAUGAGCAAGGGCCUCCUUGCGCGAACUGUGUUGUGCGGAAGAGUGACUGCGUGUAUCAGUUGCCCGCGACUAAGCCAAAAGUCACCAGAAAGAAGAGGACAACAAUUGCGCUAGCAACGCUCUCCAAAAACGAUUCAAGCAAUUCCCGGCAACAGUCUCCUGAGGAAAGGUCAGACUUACCGUCAGGACUGUCUUCGAGGACGGCCUCAAACUCCUCACUGGCCAUCCACCCGUCUUCCUCCCCUGUGACUUUUUCCAGUACAAUUGAAUCUAACAGAUUGUUGGAACUGGAGCUCUUGCAUAGAUGGACAACGAGGACCUGGAUGGGAUUAUACAGCAUCCCCGCAGAUGAACCAUACAUGCAAAUAAUACUCCCCCGCGCAGCCUUGAAAGAAGGUUACGUCAUGAAUAGCCUUCUCGCCGCAGCCGCAGUUGACCUUGCUCUAUCCUCCAACGAAUCUGAGUCUGCCACCUACCUCUGCGCAGCCCUGGAGUACAGCAACAAAGCCAGCGCAGGCUUCCGCUCCCAGCUCGAAAAUAUCAACCAGGACAAUCUCCACUUGCUCUAUCACCUCGCAGCGCUGUCAGCCAUCAUGCAAUUCGUCCUGCCAAACAGGCACCAGACCAUCCUAGAGCGUGUAGAGAUCUUCUUCAACCUGAUGCUUGGCGCCUUCAGCAUCGCAAUGUUUAACAUUAAGUGGUUAACAGACGCCCCAUGCUCGUCCCGCGACAUACUCAAGUACAUGCCAUUAUCUCUGGAUAUCCUGGACUCAGACACCAUCGCUGCACUGGAGAAACUCUCCACCGUCGCCCGCCAGAUCCGCGUUCCCGCCUCAAGCCCCAUGGCCAUUUACGCCGGGGAUGAAACAUCGCUGGCUAGCGAGGAAUAUUUGCUUACCCUCGCCCAGCUUAAAUAUUCCUUCAGGGAAGACGCCUGCGGGCGCGUCAAGGGGUACUUUUUGUCAAUGAUCGGCAUAGGUGGCCGGGAAUUUUUAACGGCAAUCAAGAAACGGGAGCCAAUGGCUUUAUUCAUGCUUAUGUAUCUGGGUGUCCUAAUGGAUAGAGCUAGCAAGGACUACAUGUCAUGGUGGGUGGGGCUGGCUGGGAGAGAGCUCAUCGAAGAGGUCUCGGGGCUUUUGGAACAUUCUUCUAUUUCUCAGAUUCCAGAAGGGCGUGAGGGGAUGUCAUGGACCCGACAGCAGGUUGGCUUGGCCCCUUUGACGACGAAUGAUGCUAUUGAGGAGCAAGCAUGUUGCUCACUUUCAGAAUUGUCGCUUGCAUUCCCUGUUGCCAUGUGAAUUGCCCCCUAUUUUCUCUAAAAGUCUUCCCGCCAGGUUUUCCUUUUCAUUUUCUCGCUACGAUUUGCCAUAGCGUCCGGUUCCUCAAAGUGAUUAUUGGCCUCUCUCUUACCUCCUCUCAACCAAAUCCGCGAUGCCCGAUGCCCUUUCCUGCACAUAUGGUUGACAUUUAGUUCAAAAGCGUGUUUUGAUAACACCUCUUUGCGCUUUGAUUGGAUACAUGUGCACGAAUAGGACUGCUAUGCAAUAGAGCAUCAUACACCCCGUUAAUUUAUGUCGUAUAGAAAUAAGCAGCAUCCCUGUGAAAUGCAAUGUCCGUUCCUUGGUUUCUGAAUUUAGUGUCUCUUUGGGCUCAGGUGUUCUUUAGAGAUGGAGUGAAACAUGACCAAACGUUCCAAGCGGUUGGGAGGGCCCUACUGCAACGGAUCGCCGGCUAAUUUUGGAGAUGGGGUAACUGCCGGUCUGCAAGGCACGCCAAGAGAUUCCGUAAUGUACAUUACAUACAUACAUUUUAUUCAGGUCGCCGGCAGGCUGCUCAUGAGCGGUCAGCUGAAAUGAAUAUUAUGGCCCGUGUGGUGUGCAACCGCUUCAAGGACGCCUUGCUGCGCCACUAACUCCGGCAAGAUAAUCGAGUGGGGGCAACCAGAGAGAUUGUAAUAGCCCGAGGGGCUGGUCCUGAUGAUGACGCUGAAAAUAAUAAAAUAUUCUAAUACGCAUAGAAAGAAAAAAUCGGGGUAGGGCGGUUUGAUUACCAUUGCAGAUCAAACUGGUCAUCACAGAGAUCGCAACCACAAUCGCCUCCUGAGGAGCAAUAAAUUCCCCCUUCUUCCGCCGCGUAAAUACGCAUCGUCAUAUAAGUUCUCCGCCUGGCACUCUCUGCGUUCUGGGUUGUUGCUGUCAGUGUUCACAUAAAUGACGUCCUGGCUGAUGCGUUUGCGAGCCGGUCACCUAGCUAGGUAUUUUCAGUUUAACAGGCUGGUCCUAGCCCGGAAAGAAAUUCCAUCUCUCCUUCCAAUGGAGCUUUCUUCAAGGGUGCAGCUUGGACGUCCGCCGAAUUAAACUGUGCUUUAUGUAUGUCAAAAAGACAUGUAGGGUGUGUCACGAUUGGUGGAGCUGCGCUGGAGUCGACAGUUUUCGCAUAAAAAGGCUGGAUAUAAACACAGCCUUUCGUUUAAAAAAGAAAAAAAAAGAAGGGUUGCACUAGUAGAGAUGUAGAGAUUAAGCUCAUGAAUCGAGUUGUUGAUGUGGUAUCAUCAAUGAUAGUCUUCCUCUACAUUCUGCACUCUCCGAGACCGAAACCCAAGGGCGCUGGUCUAAGACAAGAGCCGACCUUAGCUUACAACGCUGACAUACAAACACUAUCGGCCC
Blastomyces dermatitidis ER-3 is the source of this 3300-nucleotide messenger RNA. RefSeq names its product C6 transcription factor. The transcript has 2 exons. NCBI's taxonomy places the organism in Eukaryota, Fungi, Ascomycota, Eurotiomycetes, Onygenales, Ajellomycetaceae. The record is from RefSeq and is a predicted model, not a curated record. The coding region runs from base 562 to 1932 and encodes 456 amino acids. Gene Ontology annotation, biological process: regulation of transcription by RNA polymerase II. Gene Ontology annotation, molecular function: DNA-binding transcription activator activity, RNA polymerase II-specific; zinc ion binding.